UACCGGUCGAGUAUAGCCGACAACUAAUCAAUGAAGGUGUGUUUCUCAAAUAUCGGUAUAAAAAUUUCAUCAACUUUAGUAGAUAAAUAAACAAAUUCGGAUUGUUUGUGCGAUAAAAAGCCUGAGCCUGUUCUUGUCUUUGUCGCUUUGUAAAAUGGCGUAAACUGCUCGUACCGGCAGUGUUAAAUUUACCAGUAGAACUUUAUCAAAAACAGUUCAAAAUGAGUUCCAGUGGACAGUCCAAAUUAAAAAAGAAACAUUUCAGGGUAAAACACCAAAAAGUGAAGCUUUUUAGGGCUAACGAGCCUUUUCUGAGUGUAUUUAUGUGGGGAAUAAAUCACACAAUUAAUGAACUGAUGCAUGUAACAAUUCCUGUGAUGUUAUUACCAGACGAUUUCAGGGCAUAUUCAAAGAUCAAAAUUGAUAACCAUCUGUUUAAUAAGGAAAAUAUGCCAUCACACUUUAAAGUCAAGGAAUACUGUCCAAUGGUGUUUCGUAAUAUUAGAGAGAGGUUUGGCAUUGAUGAUUUAGAUUACAAGGAAUCACUAACUAGGUCCCAACCCUUACCAGAUGACUCUGCUGGCAAAAGCGGAGCCAAAUUUUACCAAAGCUAUGAUAAAAUAUUCAUUAUAAAAACUUUGACUUCAGAGGAAGUGGAAAGAAUGCAUUCAUUCCUUAAACACUACCAUCCUUAUAUUGUUGAAAGGCAUGGUAAAACUUUAUUGCCUCAAUACCUUGGAAUGUACAGGCUAACGGUUGAUAAUGCAGAACACUACAUCGUCGUUAUGCGAAAUGUCUUUUCAAAUCAUUUGAGUAUGCACCGAAAGUUUGAUCUUAAAGGAUCGACAGUAGAUAGAGAAGCCUCUGAAAAAGAACGGGAAAAGGAGCUGCCUACAUUAAAAGACAAUGAUUUUGUAAAUGAACAGAUGAAGGUUUAUAUUGGUGAAGAGGCAAAGGCAAAGCUUAUGGAGACAUUAACUGCCGAUGUGGAUUUCUUAACUAAAUUGCACCUAAUGGAUUACAGUUUACUUCUUGGCAUCCACGAAGUAGAACGGGGCGAACAAGAAUUGCAAAGGCAAAGAGAGUUAGAAGCUGAGAACCCUCCCGACUCUGAUGAAAGCGAAUCCGGAUCCGGGUUAGAGAACAGGAUGGGUCAGAUGGGAUUCAGUACACCUCCGGACUCGCCUAACGCAGUCUCUCAUUACCUCAGGGAGCACAGUCUCCAAUACGAAGGUAAAUUUAGUAAAAUUUACCAGUACAUUAACACUGUUUCAGGAGGUAUUAUUCCCGAAUUAGACAUCUAUGCCAUACCAUCUUGCGAGUCAGCACCCGUCAAGGAAAUCUACUUCGUGGCCAUAAUUGACGUGCUGACACACUACGGUGUAAAAAAACAAGCGGCAAAGGCUGCUAAAACCGUCAAAUACGGUUCGAACGUCGAUGGGAUAAGCACCUGUGAUCCGGAGCAAUAUGCCAGACGAUUUAUCGAUUUUAUGAGCAAAGCUAUCGAAUAGGGCUGUUUUUCUUUGGCGUUAAUUGAAGCGGCAUGACUUACGGAGCAAAGGUCUGCCUCACAUCUGGAGAGAGAAGAUUGAUAAUAAACGUGUCUAAUAUUUGUAUUUUUUUUUGUUUAUGUUUAUAUUAUACAGAUUAGUUUUUUCUAUUUAAUACUUGGCAAGGUUAGAGUGUUAAUGUUUUACAGUAAUAUUUGUAACUCCUUUUUUUAUUUUUCUUUUCUAAUAGAAAAAUUAGGGUGUAUAAUAAAUAAUUUAAAGAUUUAAUCUGAAACAAUGGUUGUGUUAUAGGAAAAGCAGUAUUUAAAAGAUUUGAUAAGCGGACAGAUCUUAAGAAUUCUAAGAUAUAAGUACUAUACUAUUAAAAGUACAGCUUAUUAAAAAAAUGGUGCAAAAAAUUAAAGGAAUCCCUUUGUUGUUGAAGUUGCAUUAAAAAAAAGAGUGUUAACCGGAGUUUUCAUUUAUUGGUUAUAGUUUUGGACCCAUCAAACGAUUCUGUUGUACACCCUAUAUUAUAUUAUCGCUUCAUAUUUGUUAACCAUAUUUCAGUUUCAAGACAAAUGGUCCAUUAUUGUUCUAGAUUUUCAAAAAGUUGCCUUUUUCUAAUCAUACUAAAAUACUUAUGCCGAAAAAUCUUACAAUAAUUAAAGUAUAUAUAUUAGUUAGCUAAAAUCCUUAAAGAAUUUAUAAAAUUUCUUUGAAGAAAAUAUCAGUACAAUACUAGUUAGAGUCGUGUUGAUGGAUAACGUAGCUUAAGAAUGCUAAAUCGUUUCUCUUAAUAUGAGAUUUGUAGUUUUAGACUUCGUAACACAAUUAUAAUGGAUAUUUGGUUAGUCACAAAACAUGUUUAAUUUUAUUUUUUUACAAUAGGUUCGUAGUUCCAAACACACCAAAAGAAUUUAAACGCAUAAUUUGUAUAUUUUUUUGUAAAAGGGUGAAGUAAAGGGUUUUAAAGUAAAAAUACCUUUUAUGUUAACUCCAGCAAUAUCAUAUCUAGUCUAUACAUUUGACCGCAAAGCUUAAAAAGCACGCGAAAAUGUUUUUAAUAUUUGCGCCACUAAGGGUAAUUGUUAAGUCUUAGGAUAGUUUGCUUAUGCUCGAAAAGCAAUUUUUUUACAUCUAAGGAGUUUAGCAUAAUUAAGAAAUAAUUUUAAGAACGUAUUUUCAUUUAAUUCUCUAUCAAGCGAAAAACUUGCUAGAACUUAUAUAACUAUGGAUGUUUUUAAUGAGUUUCCUUGAAGAACGUUUUAAAAUUGAACUAAAAAUGUCUAAGUAACUUAUUAAAUUCAACAUAUAUUUAGUUCAAUUUACGUAAUAGUUCUUAUAACAAGUUUUAUUUGAAUGUUCUAUUAAAUAAGUGCUUUUUUAAUGUCUUAUGAAUAUUUCACAAGAAUUACCUUAUUUCAACCGUAAAAAUACUUUACUCAUUAAAAAUAAGGGCACUACUGUAUGUUUACUAAGGUAUACUCAUAUUUGUACAGGAUGGUUUUCCUCCAAAUAUACUUUAUUAUAAUAAUUUUUUAAACUUUAAAAUGGCUACUGUUUAUGGCACCCACCUAGUGCUAUCAAAUUCCAAUAAUUGGCUCAUUCCAUAAUGUAAAUAAGUUAUAAUUAAUAAAUAAAUUCCUUUUAUGAUAAAUUAGAUUUGUACAUAAUUAUAAGAUACUGCAUCUUUGUGAUGUCAUAUUUACAAACUUUUGUAUAAUUUUAUGUUAUAUUUUGUAUUUCUAUUUGUUAUUUUAUUUGUAAUAUGGCUUAUAUCUAAAAUAUACGAUUUGCAAUUUUA
This is a messenger RNA of Anthonomus grandis grandis, 3297 nucleotides long. RefSeq names its product phosphatidylinositol 5-phosphate 4-kinase type-2 alpha (gene PIP4K). The record is from RefSeq and is a predicted model, not a curated record. Bases 222 to 1511 code for a protein of 429 amino acids. The transcript has 10 exons. Gene Ontology annotation, biological process: phosphatidylinositol metabolic process. Gene Ontology annotation, molecular function: phosphatidylinositol kinase activity. NCBI's taxonomy places the organism in Eukaryota, Metazoa, Arthropoda, Insecta, Coleoptera, Curculionidae.